UUGAGAUAUUGUUAGUGUGUAAAUAGAUGAAAAAUUUAAUGUUUCAUAUACCUUGCUACUGAAAGUGCAGUAAACAUAGCGAGUUAUGCUAUAAUGGACAUGUAUCCGGUCCUCAACACAACGUACUCUGGAUGGUGGCCCAGACAGAAUCCAGUACACCUGCAGAGCAAAGGAAGGAGGACCAGUUCAGGUGAAAGUGGUCAUAUUCACCAGGGAGCAGAAAAGGAAAGUAUUUCAGGAUGUUCAUGACUCCAGUAGAGGAGGAGUUCACAUGGGCAUCACUAAGACUAUUGCCAAAACUACAGAGAGAUUUUAUUGCAUAGGCAUUAAGAAAGAUGUAGUGAAUUGGACAGGUGAGUGUGACUGACGUCAGAGAUCUGAAAAGAUGAAAACUGUAGCACCAGUCCUGAAUCCUAUUAAGAGUGAAGGCCCUUGGCAGAUGGUUGAUGUAGAUUUGAUGGGGCCCUAAAAGAAACUCAGUCUGGCAACAAGGACAUCCUUACUUUAACAGACUUACACUCCAGAUUUAUAGAGGCAUUUCCACUGCCUUCAAAAUCUGCUGAUCUGGUAUGUGAUGUAUUGCAGAGUAUUUUCCACUGUUCUGGUCCCCCAGAGAAAACCUUAACUGAUCAGGGAAAGGAAUUCUGUAAUACAUUAAAUGACACUCUUUUCCAUUGUCCAAGUGAAGCACCUUGUAACACUUGCUUGCCACCCCCAAACUAAUGGCCAGGAUGAGAGGACCAACCAGACGCUGAAGGGCUCUUUAAUUAAAUUGGUAAAUGAGAAUCAGAAUGACUGGGACAAACACUCGGAGGCUGCUCUGUUUGGUAUAUGAACAUCAAUGCAAGCUUCAAUAAAGUGUUCUCCCUCUUUCUUGAAGUUUGGUAGACAGCCAACACUGUUGAACUGCACCAAAAUGAUCUUCAUGAAAAAGUUGAUAUUUUAGAAUUCCCAAAUUUGAGCCCCUCAGAUGAGUCAGUGGAAUCAAGAAAGAGUCGCUUGACAGCCAUAAAAGAAAAAGUUGCCAGUCAUGUUGCUAAAGCACAAGCUGAACAAAAUAAAUAAUAUGAAAUGAGGAAAGCUAAAGGACAUAAGUCAUUUGACUUUAAGAUUGGAAUGAAAGUUGUUGUAAAGAAUAAUAAAAAGCAAGGAAGGAAAGGUUCCUGGCUUGAGGAGGACUGACUUGGGCCUUAUGACACACCCAGCAUCUUAGAUAACUUUGUACAAAUCACCACAAAUGGAAAACUCCUUCAAAAUAAAACUGCAUUAAUUCACAUUAAACUUUAUAAAUCCCUCAGUAGGUACUGCACAGGAGCAUGCACAACUUUGUGGCCAAAUGCUGCUGCCAUCAGCUGCAGGGAGUGCUUCUGCUGUCUCUGUCUUUCCAGAAUUCAUGGCAUCUGGGGAGGAGCCUGGAGAGGACAUUCCCCCAGCCACAGACCAUGCUGGUGUGAGGCAGCAGCCUGAGGUGCUCCUUUGUGAAGGGUCACACCAUAUCACUCCCCUUGAUGUGCUCCUUUGUGAAGGGUCACACCAUACCACUCCCCUUGAUGUGCUCCUUUGUGAAGGGUCACACCAUAUCACUCCCCUUGAUGUGCUCCUUUGUGAAGGGUCGCACCAUAUCACUCCCCUUGAUGUGCUCCUUUGUGAAGGGUCACACCAUAUCACUCCCCUUGAUGUGCUCCUUUGUGAAGGGUCGCACCAUAUCACUCCCCUUGAUGUGCUCCUUUGUGAAGGGUUGCACCAUAUCACUCCCCUUGAUGUGCUCCUUUGUGAAGGGUCGCACCAUAUCACUCCCCUGCCUCUCACCACUGUCAGUAAGGAAUGCAUUUCAGAUAUUGUAAAAGUCCCCAGAAUCCUCAGCAUAUGGGGAGAAGCCUGGAGAGGACACUUCCCCAGCCACAGACCAUGCUGGUGUGAGGCAGCAGCCUGAAGUGCUCCUUUGUGAAGGGUCACAGCAUAUCACUCCCCUGCCUCUCACCACUGUUGGGAAGGAAUGCAUUUCGGGCGUCCCCAACCCCUCCUGCCCUGAGUGAAGACACCCCCAGACAAAACCUCUAAGGGGGCCAAGGGGAAGGGAGCAGCCCAGGCCCUUUCCAAUGCUGAGAGAGAUGCAGCCAGCAAGGAGGCAAGCGGCUCAUCUGUCAGUGUGCGCCUACCAUACCCACAGCCACACCAACGGAGGGCCAACGACACCCAAGUCUAGCCGCAGGAACAAAUGUAGUGUGGUGACAAGUAGUGAGGUCACCACUGAAUCUGACACACCUGCUGAGCCUGACCUGGUGUCUUUCUGUGCUACCCUGGGCAACAACCGAGCCCUGCGAGUCCCUGCCCUCUUCAAGCCAGACGGGGACUACCAGACUGUGGCUGACAUGGUGGGUGGCAGUCACUCCAUUACAGAGUCAACUACCAGUCACGAGGAAAGUUUGGACGAGGCCAGAAGUGCGUCAUCCCACCGCAGGUCACGGGGACAGGAACUGCAGGCCAGGCAGGGUCACCGUCCCUCCCACGGCGACCCGGAUUAUAGCUAUGCUCACCCUGUGAAGAAGCAGUACCUUCCCCCACCCCUCCACUGUCCUCCACUGACAGCAGCAGGUGUAUGAGUUAGUGAUAGUGAGGUCACUGACAGACAGACUCGCCAAAUUGUUCAUUAGUAAAAGUUCCAUGGCCACUAAGUUUGUAAUCUGCUUCUGUGUUUGUAUCUUUCCAGCCUUUUUAUUCAUUGAUGUACACUUUUGCCUUUCACUGCUUCCUCCUGUAAUCCAUUCUAUAUCUUUAUAUAUUUACAUGGAAAGAUAUGUUUGCAUUAUUCUCUCUCUCUCUCUCUCUCUCUCUCUCUCUCUCUCUCUCUCUCUCUCUCUCUCUCUCUCUCUCUCUCUCUCUCUCUCUCUCUCUCUCUCUCUCUCUCUCUCUCUCUCUAAUAUUGAGAUUCAUCUCUUGUCCAUAACAAAAGGGCAUUUCUGUCUGGUUCCUCAGGUUGGUUGACUAACCCUAAAGCUGCAGGGGUUUUCACACAUUUCUCCAUUCCAUAUGUCUCUACUCCUUUGUGGAAAGAUGUAUGUUAUUUAGGCAGCUCUCUUCUGUCCAAGUUUCUUUUCAUCUUUAUCAUCAUGUGUCAAGUCAUCCAGUUCUGGCACUAUCUUAGUGGCUGUUCUUUGUAUUCUUUCCAAUCUCUACAUGAAACAUCACCGAAUUAAUUAAGCUUAGCAGAAAUUAUGUGAUGUGCCCUACUGAUGCUGGUGUGAAGGCGAGGUGUUUGUAGUGAGCCGUGUGAUGCCUUCCCCAGUGCUGAAUAUGGAGAGAGCAGCCAGGCGACAACAUACACUGAAGUUUUCUGAAGAGGAGUGCAACCACCCCUCCAUCAAGCAAGCAGGAGUGGAGCCUCUGGAGCAGCUGAUGGCUGACCUGGAGCUGGAGAAGAUUGUUCAGGAUGCCAGCAAGACAGCUCUUUGACACUUCCAGUAGUGGUAGAAGCCUCCCAUCACCACCCUCACUCCUCUGCCACUGCUGACCACAACACUGAGGCUGUAUUCUUCAGGACCUGAUUGUUGCUUGGACUUGAGGCUUCCCUGCUUGGGACUGGCAGUUCUGCAAAUGCUGUUAGUGACAGCAUCCAUAGGACAACAGUGUAGGUGGUGUCCUCUGGAGAUCCUUCACCUGCAUGGAGCUAAGUCCACCUGUUGUAAUACUUGAAUGUGUAAGUACUCAUCUUGAAGAUUUUAAUCACUGCAGUGGUCACCAUCUCAGACCUGACUGCCACAGGUACUUACUGUACACACUGCUAUCUAUAAUCCAGUGCUUAGCAGGUUCUUGGUUAUGGUUAUCAACUAUCUGGAUAAAUUUUACACAGCACCAACAUUAAAUUACAACAUGUACACAACAGCAAACUUUGGAGGGGUUUUAAGCAUUGCUACCAUCAGUCCAGCCUAGCUAACCAACCUAACAACCUACCCUAACCUAACUCUUCCUCAACAAUGUAGAACAUAUAUUUAACCUCAACAGUGAAGAACAUGUUUAAAAUAAUAUUUUUUUCUAGAAGUUUGGGUCCCAAAGGGUGAGCAGAAAGAAACAAUUUUUAUCUCCCAUUAUGCAACAAAGUCAUUUAGGGAAUUUGGUCAUAUUACUUAAAGCAGUGUCCAAAACAUUAGUUAACUAAAUUCCAUAUGCAGUUUACAGUUUGGUCAAGAUAAAAUAAUAAGCAAAUAUGCUGCUAGUGGGCAAAUUUUUACUCUCACCAGUUUUCUAAUGUGGAUGAAACUAUUUAUUUCUCGUAUUUUUUUGCCUGUUUUGAAUCAAUAUGGUUCUUGUUUUUAUGGAAAUCAUGAGCCAUUACUUUUUACUCCCUGACCCACCAUCCCCUCAGAAACUAAUUAUUUGCAGUAAACAAAAGCAGUUAAUACAAAACAGACUGAUAUGUACAAGAAAAAGGUAGAUUGGCCCUCACAAAUAAGCAGCCACUCACUGUGGCCACCAGCCAGCUGUCAUACACCACCACCUAAUCCAACCAAGUUAACCAAAGUAACCUAUGUAAUCUAACAGAACGAAAUAACAUAACCUAACCAAACAAACCUAAACUAACUUGCCUCCCAAAAAUAGAUGUUUAAAAAUUCCCAUCAGCAUUAUAAAUAAUUUGCAGUGGGUAAAUAUGGGUUUAAAUUACUCAAUGACAAUCUCUAUCUGAUGAGAAAAGUAAGAAAAGCCAUGUUGAGACUGGUGAAAGAGUGAAAGAAUUCCCUACUGUGUGGCCUGGAACCAUAAGCCAUAACUUCACUCACUGGCAGGAGCACUCACACCUGUUUGGUUAUAUCACAGCAAUUCCAUCCCUAUAGCUGUCUAGGCCCCUGAUGUGUCAACCACACCAUGCUAGGUUUGCAACUAUGCUAACAAGAGUGUGAUAGGCAAAGCUGAUGAACUCACUAGUGCCUGUAGCAUGAUGAUGUUCUGCAACAGCCUUGCUCUUCACGUGGCUCCGUAGGUCCUUAAACUUCCUCAGAGCUACCCACUCGGCUGACUGUGUUCACAUGUGCAGCCACCUCCUCCCAAGUCUUGUUCUUUUCUGUGGUGAUUCUAUUGUCCAGCCUUUCCAGAAUCACUGCAGCCUGAUUUUACACCUCCUCCACCAAGGCUAAGGUCUCGGUGUCAGUGAACCAAGGUCUUAUUUUCUUAGGAGGUUUGCUGGCCAUGACUGGAAUACUAUGAUUGGUGGCUGUGGGCACAUAACAGUUUGUAAACAAUGUCUCAUGGCAUUCUUGGUGAUAACACAAAACCUUCCUGUGAUUGGCUGCCUUGUGUGUUACGUUGAAUCAGUGACAUAUCGCCUCCAGCAGCCAAUGAGCACUCUUAGAUGCAUCCUGAUGCUUCCUCCUCUGGGCAGCAAUGACUGCUGCCACUGCUGCUGCUUGAUCAAGGAGUGAGGAUCCACACUUCCAGAUUCUAACAAUGCAACACCAGACAUCCCUGUAAAGGAUUGACAUUGAUGAUUGACAAAUUUAAAACCCUUUGAGGGAAUGAAAUGCAAUAAAACUCAAGUGAAGACAU
Scylla paramamosain (green mud crab) is the source of this 5538-nucleotide messenger RNA. RefSeq lists its product as uncharacterized. The transcript is spliced from 9 exons. Bases 2100 to 2603 code for a protein of 167 amino acids. The record is from RefSeq and is a predicted model, not a curated record. NCBI's taxonomy places the organism in Eukaryota, Metazoa, Arthropoda, Malacostraca, Decapoda, Portunidae.